AUGGCGAUAAAAAGCGAUGGCACCACGCUGUAUCUUACUCGCGACAUUGCAGCUGCCAUUGACCGGCAGCGCGAAUACUCGCCGUCGCAAUCUUUGUAUGUGGUUUGCGCGACACAGUCUUUUCACUUUGAACAGCUAUUUGCCAUCCUGGCCAAGAUGGGAUUCUCCUGGGUGCAAAACCUAAAGCACAUCAAAUACGGAACAGUAAAUGGCAUGUCCACCCGGAAUGGCACGGUUGUGUUUUUGGAAGACAUUUUGGAUGAGGCAUACAAGACCAUGCACGAUGUGAUGAAGUCGAAUCCAAAGCGGUACUCCGAAAUUGAAGAUCCAGAGGCCGUUGCAAAUGCUCUCGCCAUUUCUGCCAUCGUGGUCCAAGACUUUUCUGCCAAGAAAAUCAAGGACUACGAGUUUUCCAUGAGCAGGAUGACCUCGUUUGAGGGCGAUACGGGUCCGUUCCUCCAAUACACGCAUGUCCGCCUCUGCUCGAUUGCAAGAAAAGCCACACCGGACACCAUGGCCAUCUCGCCAGACUCAAACCUGAUUCGAUCUGAAUUGGGCGAAAACGGAUUGGUCCUGCAGGUGGCAAAGAAACUUGCCCUGUUCCCAUUGAUUGUGACCGAUUCGUGCCAGAAUCACGAGCCAAACACACUUGUCACCUAUCUGAUGUCGCUCUCCCAUAGUCUCUCUUCGCUGCUGGAGCAGCUCCCAGUGCUGCAGGCGCCAACACCGGAGGCAGCGAGUGCUCGCCUUGCCUUUUUCUCGGCUGCCCGUCAGGUGCUCGCCAAUGGGAUCAUCCUGUUGGGCUUGCCUCUUCUCAAGCAUAUGUAG
This is a messenger RNA of Mitosporidium daphniae, 828 nucleotides long. RefSeq lists its product as uncharacterized. NCBI's taxonomy places the organism in Eukaryota, Fungi, Microsporidia. Bases 1 to 828 code for a protein of 275 amino acids. Gene Ontology annotation, molecular function: ATP binding; arginine-tRNA ligase activity. Gene Ontology annotation, cellular component: mitochondrion. Gene Ontology annotation, biological process: arginyl-tRNA aminoacylation; mitochondrial translation. The record is from RefSeq and is a predicted model, not a curated record. The transcript has a single exon.